UGUAUACGGGAAAAUAUAGCCUCCAUUUUUCUCUAGUUGUCUUGCUCUUUCGUUGACCUUCACUCUUUACAUCUUUCAUAUCUUGUUUUCAUUCUUUUGACCAUAACUUCAUUUUCAUUCUGAUACCACCCCAUUUCGUAGAAUCUUUGCCUCAAAUUCCUUGCUAUUAAAGUUUAACUGUUCAACUAUAUAUAAUAUGUCGUUUGUCUUAUCACUCUACUCUCUAGGACACUUUGGCAGUAGUUUUGUGACAUUUUUGGUGAAGCCGGUUUUCGUGCAUGGCUUAUCUGGUGUUCUUCAUCUACUGUUGUUAUUGGCGCUUUUAGUGUCAUUACUGUGGAAGAAAGUCACUGUAGGAGCCAGAGAACGCUCCAAAGAGAACAAUAAUAACACCUUGUUUGCAAGGAUUCCUCUUUGUUCUUUCGUUGUUUCUGCUAUAAAUCUUCUACUCUUUUUGUUUGAUUACUUUUGUUGGUAUAAAAAUGGUUGGUCACUAGGAAAGUUUCUGACCCUUCUGGAUUUGGUGCUCAAAACGGUUGCUUGGGGGGUUGGUGGUGCUUUUUUGCAUGGGGAACUCUUCAUUUCAAGGGAAACAAGAUUGCCGUUCUUCUUCAGAGCUUGGUGCGUCCUUUACCUCUUUGUUUCCGGUUAUUGCUUUAUAGUGAACAUUGUUCUCUAUGAAAAGCAUGCUGCUUUGCCUAUUCAGUGCUUAGUUUCUGAUGUUUCCUCUGUUUGUGUGGGUUUAUUCUUCUGUUACUUGGGUUUUUUUGUAAAGUUUGAGGCUGGAGUGAGAAAUAGUACUCUUCAAGAAUCUCUUUUGAAUGGUGAUUCAAAUGAUAAUGAUGUGUUUGGGAUUAAUGAGACCAAGGGGGGUGACACUGAUACCCCUUACUCUAAUGCUGGAAUUUUUGGCAUUCUUACCUUCUCUUGGGUUGGUCCUCUGAUUACUCUUGGAAAGAAGAAGACUUUGGACCUUGAGGAUGUUCCCCAACUCGACAAAAGAGACAGUUUAGUUGGAGCAUUUCCAACUUUUAGGGAUAAGCUUAAGGCAUGUUGUGGAGCAAGUAACACAGUGACCACACUUGAGUUAGUGAAGUCAUUAGUAUUCUCAACCUGGACAGAGAUUAUUGUCACAGCUAUCCUUGCAUUGGUGAACACAUUGGCGACUUUUGUCGGUCCCUAUCUCAUUGAUGGUUUUGUUCAAUACCUUAAUGGAAAACGACAAUUUGAAAAAGAGGGCCUUGUUUUGGUGUCUGCAUUUUGUGUGGCAAAGCUUGUGGAGUGCCUGACAAAGAGGCACUGGUUCUUUAGGUUGCAGCAGGUUGGAAUACGAAUGCGAGCACUGCUUGUGACAAUCAUAUAUAACAAAGCUUUGAACCUUUCAUGUCAAUCAAAGCAAGGACAGACCACAGGGGAAAUAAUCAACUUCAUGAGUGUGGAUGCAGAAAGAGUUGGUGAAUUCAGUUGUCACCUACACGAUCUGUGGUUAGUAGUCCUACAGGUUUUAGUAGGCUUGUUGGUUUUGUAUAAAAAUCUUGGGCUUGCUACAAUUGCUGGAUUUGUUGCAAUUCUCAUUGUAAUGUGGGCAAACAUUCCCUUGGGUUCAACCCAAGAGAAGUUUCACAACAAGUUGAUGGAGUCAAAAGAUGAGAGAAUGAAAGCAACAUCUGAGAUUUUAAGGAACAUGAGGAUUCUCAAACUGCAAGGAUGGGAAAUGAAGUUUUUGUCUAAGAUAACUAAACUCAGAAAGAUUGAGCAAGGCUGGUUAAAAAAAGUUAUAUACACUUUAGCCAUCAUCAUAUUUUUAUUUUGGUGUGCCCCAGCGAUUGUGUCUGUGGUUACUUUUGGUACUUGUAUGCUGAUAGGGAUUCCUCUUGAAGCAGGGAAGAUCUUGUCUACACUUGCAACAUUCCAGAUUCUCCAAGAACCCAUUUAUAAUCUUCCAGAGACAAUUUCAAUGAUGGCACAAACUAAGGUUUCUCUUGACAGGAUUGCAUCUUUCCUUCGUCUCGAUGAGAUGCUAUCUGAUGUUGUGAAGAAGCUUCCGCCGGGUAGUUCUGAUAUAGCAAUUGAAGUGGUUGAUGGGAAUUUCUCUUGGGAUUCAUUUUCCCCUAAUAUAACAUUGCAAAACAUAAAUCUAAGAGUUUUUCAUGGCAUGAGGGUUGCAGUUUGUGGUACUGUUGGAUCAGGCAAGUCUACUUUACUUUCUUGUAUAUUGGGAGAAGUACCAAAGAAAUCAGGGAUCCUACAGGUGUGUGGAACAAAGGCCUAUGUAGCUCAGUCACCAUGGAUACAAAGUAGCACCAUAGAGGAUAAUAUAUUGUUUGGCAAGGAUAUGGAAAGGGAAAGGUAUGAGAAGGUCCUUGAAGCUUGUUGCCUAAAGAAGGAUCUAGAUAUUUUAUCAUUUGGAGAUCAGACUAUUAUAGGAGAGAGGGGGAUAAAUUUGAGUGGUGGACAGAAGCAAAGAAUACAAAUUGCUCGUGCUCUAUACCAUGAUGCUGAUAUAUAUCUAUUUGAUGAUGUGUUUAGUGCUGUGGAUGCUCAUACAGGAUCUCAUCUUUUUAAGGAAUGCUUACUAGGCCUUUUAAGUUCAAAGACAGUGGUUUAUGUCACUCACCAAGUAGAGUUCUUACCUGCGGCUGACCUUAUCUUGGUCAUGAAAGAUGGGAAUAUUACUCAAUGUGGAAAAUAUAAUGAUCUGCUCAUCUCGGGCACUGAUUUUAUGGAACUUGUUGGUGCUCAUAAAGAAGCUUUGUUUGCACUUGAUUCAUUAGAUGGAGGGACAGUAUCUGCUAAAAUAAGUGUCUCUCUUUCUCAUGCUGUUGAAGAAAAAGAAGUAAAGAAAGAUGUGCAAAAUGGUGGAGAAGAUGACAAAUCACAUCUAAAAGGUCAGCUUGUUCAAGAAGAAGAAAGAGAGAAAGGUAAAGUUGGGUUUUCAGUUUAUUGGAAAUAUAUAAUAGCAGCAUAUGGAGGAGCACUUGUACCACUCAUAUUGUUGGCUGAAAUUUUGUUCCAACUUCUUCAAAUUGGAAGCAACUAUUGGAUGGCUUUGGUAACUCCUAUCUCAACUGAUGUUGAGCCUUCUGUUGGAGGAAGCAUGCUUAUAGUUGUCUAUGUAGCUUUGGCCAUAGGAAGUUCUGUUUGUGUCCUUGCUAGAGCAACACUUGUUGCCACAGCUGGUUAUAAGACAGCUACUCUACUCUUCAACAGCAUGCAUUUCUGCAUUUUUCGCGCUCCAAUGUCAUUUUUUGAUGCCACUCCAAGUGGAAGAAUCCUUAAUAGGGCUUCGACUGACCAAAGUGCAGUGGAUAUAGACAUUCCUUUUCAAGCUGGAUCACUUGCUUCUUCUGUGGUACAUCUUCUUGGAAUUAUAGUGGUGAUGUCUCAAGUAGCAUGGCAGGUUUUCAUUGUCUUCGUUCCUAUCACAGCAAUUAGCAUUUGGUAUCAGCAAUAUUAUUUACCAUCGGCUCGGGAGCUAUCCCGUUUAGUUGGGGUAUGCAAAGCUCCUGUCAUCCAACACUUUGCUGAAACAAUAUCAGGUGCAUCAAUCAUCAGGAGCUUUGAUCAAGUACCAAGAUUUCAGCAAACAAUUAUGAAACUAAUGGAUGGAUAUUCUCGCCCCAAGUUCAACAAUGCUGGUGCUAUGGAAUGGUUGUGCUUCCGAUUAGAUAUGUUGUCUUCUAUCACAUUUUCCUUUUGUUUGAUAUUCUUGAUAUCUAUUCCACAGGGAUUCAUAGAUUCAGGUGUUGCUGGUUUAGCUGUAAUCUAUGGCCUUAAUCUGAACAUUGUACAAUCAUGGAUGAUAUGGGAACUUUGCAACAUAGAGACCAAAAUUAUAUCAGUAGAAAGAAUACUUCAGUAUACUUCCAUUCCUAGUGAGCCUCCUCUUGUUGUAGAGGAAAACCGACCACAUGAUUCUUGGCCAUCAUGUGGCAGAAUUGAUAUCCACAACUUGCAGGUACGUUAUGCUCCACAUAUGCCAUUUGUGUUGCACAGCCUUGCAUGCACAUUUCAUGGAGGACUGAAAACUGGAAUUGUCGGGAGAACAGGAAGUGGUAAAUCAACUCUCAUACAAACACUUUUCCGAAUCGUUGAGCCUACUGUUGGGAGAAUUAUGAUUGAUGGCGUCAACAUCUCUUCCAUUGGACUGCGUGAUUUGAGGUCUAGACUGAGCAUUAUUCCUCAGGAUCCAACUAUGUUUGAAGGCACAGUGAGAAGUAAUCUAGACCCAUUGGAAGAGUACACAGAUGAACAAAUUUGGGAGGCCCUUGAUAAGUGUCAACUUGGAGAUGAAGUUAGAAGGAAAGAAGGAAAACUAGAGUCUGCAGUUUGUGAGAAUGGAGAGAAUUGGAGUAUGGGGCAAAGGCAAUUGGUCUGUCUUGGUAGGGUGUUGCUUAAGAAGAGUAAGGUCUUGGUGCUUGAUGAAGCUACUGCAUCUGUUGACACAGCUACAGAUAAUUUGAUUCAGCAAACUCUAAGGCAACAUUUCUUUAAUUGCACAGUCAUUACCAUUGCACAUAGAAUAACUUCUGUCAUUGAUAGUGAAAUGGUUCUACUACUUAAUCAAGGACUUAUUGAGGAGUAUGAUUCCCCAACAAGGUUGCUAGAAGACAAGUUAUCUUCUUUUGCUCAACUUGUUGCAGAGUAUACGACAAGGUCCAAUUCCAGUUUUGACCAACUAAAAUAAGGGUUUUUUAAAUUUUUUUUUUGGUUAAAUGGCAUCAAGUUGGUGAAAUUACAAUGAUAAUCACUGUGUCUUGUUCUCAUUUAAUAGAAUAUCAUACUAUCGUACUCUUUAAAUAACAACUAGAAAAACUUAA
Molecule: messenger RNA, 4820 nt
Organism: Glycine soja
Lineage: Eukaryota; Viridiplantae; Streptophyta; Magnoliopsida; Fabales; Fabaceae
Product: ABC transporter C family member 3-like
Exons: 10
Coding region: 197-4687 (1496 amino acids)
Biological process (GO): transmembrane transport
Cellular component (GO): plant-type vacuole; vacuolar membrane
Molecular function (GO): ATP hydrolysis activity; ABC-type transporter activity; ATP binding
Source: RefSeq, a predicted model, not a curated record